UUUCAUCAGGGAGAUGCCGAGCUGCGACUGGUCACCAUCGUCACAUAUGGUGAAGUGUGGAUUUUUACGGUGCGACGUCGUCCGCCCGACGGAGUAGGCCGGUGUGUGUGUGUGUGUUUCAUCGUAUCGGCCCGUACGCAUUUCGAUCUGCCGUAUUGUAAAAGUCGGCGAUGCGCGCACACACACAGGGACAUCCGGAAAACGCAUCCACACAUGCGCUCCUUCCAACGAUACGGGACGUACAUGUAAGCUCAACUGAGACACGCCGCACACGCAUGCAGCUUUGUCAUGGGUGCGUCAACGCGGUUGUUUCGCUAUAUUAUGCGGACGAGGCUUUGGAGGGCAGUCGUGCAAUGAGGCAAUCGGGAGUUAUUAAAUAGACUGUACUGGUACAUAUUCCGACAACAUGGCUGAUCAGAGCAACAUCCAGUCUGCCGCUUCCAAGAGUAUACGGCCGUUUAAAUCCAGCGAAGAAUACCUCUAUGCCAUGAAGGAGGAUCUGGCCGAGUGGUUGAACACCCUAUAUGACCUAGAUAUUACCGUGGACACCUUCAUGGAUGGGCUGGAGACUGGCUGUGCUCUCUGCCGGCACGCCAACAAUGUGAACCGCGCUGCGCUGGACUUCCAGCUAGAGUAUCCGGAGGCUGCACAGUCUAUGAAGCUGCCACGCAAAGAUGUGGGCUUUCAGUCGCGCAACGUGGUCCCCGGUUCGUUUCUGGCCCGGGACAACGUGUCCAAUUUCAUCAGCUGGUGCCGGCAGGAGCUCUGUAUCAAGGACGUGCUGAUGUUUGAGACCAAUGACUUGGUGGAAAGGUGCAAUGAGAAGAACUUCGUCCUCUGCCUGCUGGAGGUGGCGCGCAGAGGGGCCAAGUUUGGCAUGCUGGCCCCCAUGUUGAUCCAGCUGGAGGAGGAAAUCGAGGAGGAGAUCCGGGACCAGGAGAACCUGCGGAGUACGGGAGAAUCCAGAGAACAGAGCCCACCAAGCAGGUGCUUCAGCAGGAAGGAGAACAGCGAGAGUGCGGAGGAUGAACCUGACCCGGCACCAUUCAUUUGGCAGCAGAAAAGAGUUCUGUGUGACAUGAGAAACUUGGAUGAGUUGGUGCGGGAGAUUCUUGGCCAGUGCUCCUGUCCAGCUCAGUUUCCCAUGACCAAGGUGUCUGAGGGGAAGUACAAAGUGGGAGAUUCCAGUGCUCUGAUCUUCAUAAGGGUUCUCCGUACUCAUGUGAUGGUGCGUGUAGGCGGGGGCUGGGACACAUUAGAACACUAUUUGGACAAGCAUGACCCGUGCCGCUGCGCUGCCUUUGCACACCGCUACCACCAGGCCAAGGCCAGUGGCCAGGGCCAGGGUGGCCACAGCAAGUCCUCCAGUGCCCACUCCUCUCGCUCCACCAGCCCAGGCCCUCACUGGCGCAACGAUGGGAUCGCCCCCUAUAAACCUCCUGACAGACGCACCAUGGAGCAUUCCUCUGCCUCAUGUGCCUCCUCUUCCACACGGCUUGGCCGCUCUCACCACCCCUCUGUCCCCGAUCCAGAAUCCAAUGCUGGACGCACUCUGCUCCCCCGGCCACCACGAGACCGCUCAGAACCUCGCCACUUUAAUCCUCUCAGGAAUAAGGAGACAAUGUUGCCAGUUACCAGACGUCUAUCCGGUGACAGUGACUCCUCCACAGCCUCCUCUAAGGGAGGUGGAGGGGGGCGGUACUCUUUAGGGGGCACCCCACGUCGCUCUGGGGAAGAGGUAGUCCUGCUCGUCAACCGUAAGGAAGGAAAACAUGUGAUCGAGAGGCCUGGAAGAGGAGGACCUCAAAUCCCAGCAUUGCGCCCUCCACUGCCCCGUGCACGCAGCCAUUCUCGGGAACGCCCUAUCCCUGCCUCCACACUCAAACCUAGCCCCCCACAGGGACCCUCUGAUGGGACUCGAACCUCCCGCACAGAGAGGGGUCGCUCCCUUGGAAAUGAAGGCCCACGGAGGCUUCAGGCCCCACGCUCCCUCAGCCAGAGUAAGCUGCCCAACCGCACUCGGUGCAACGAUACAAGCCCUGGCCCCACUACCCGCUACAGAGAGCCCCAGCCUCCACCCUCAGACAGACGGGAGGAACUUCGGGUUAAACAAGUGCCCCCUUCCUCUCCAAGACUUGGGGGUGGUUUUCCCAGGAGACAGUCAUCAUCCUGCUCAAACUCACCUGUUAAAGGAGUCCAGAGCAAUAACAGCCCCACUAAAAAGACUGCAGUUACUCCCAGGCCUCCUGCUCCUCGUUCCCCCUCUGUUGGAAAAAGCAGGCUACUGCCACCUGUCUCCUCAGGAGGCCGACGUUCUCCACACUCCUCCCCUCGCAAUUCUCACCACCAUGGUCCGCGCUCCCCUCGGGCCUCCCACGGGCUUCGCACUACUGGGCGAGGUCAUCAUAGAGGGUUGGAGCACCAGGAGCCAGAGGAGGAUGGACUGGGCUUUGGCUUCCAAAUGCUGCCUACUCUUGACCCCCAAAGGGAGCAAGACCUUUACCGUAGUUUUGAGGCUGAGUUCCUAGCCAAUACACAGCAGACCAGAGGAGGGCCUACUAGAACAUCAGGAGCAGCUCCCCUGCAGAUGCCUUCCUCCACAAACUCUCAACUGGGGGUUGAUACGCUCACAGUACCAGCCACCGCUGAUCCAAAUGUGACUGACUCUGCCUAUUCCUCCUCCAACUCCUCCACCUCCUCGUUGAUUGUAGGGGCAAAGAUUGGAGCUCUUCCUGACCUCAGGGAAUCCAAGAGAACUAAUCUCCGUCACUACCCACUGGAGGAUCCCUUGAAUAUACUGCAUGGCCACUGUCCAGGAGGACUGCACAAUGGCGGACAGGGAGAGUGUGAGCGUUGGGGUGAGCGAGGAGGUGGACUCAGAAAACUUCCAGCCAUCUCCAGCUCCAUGGAGGAGAGGGAGCUCUUGUGUAUCCUGCCUGGCCUCAGAGAGACAGAACCAUCUUCAGCCAAACUGAUGAAUCAGGUCCCCUCAGAACCUCCUUUCCACUCUAUGAACAGGAUUGGAGAUAUUGGAGGUUGUCCUCCUUCAGGGCUGCAGGUUGGCCAAAAGGGUGAGCUUCACUGGGCCUCAGAGGGAGACGUUCCGCUGGAGGAUCACCAACCAAAUUUACCCUAUGAUCUGGAGGAUGGUGAGCUCAAUGAUGAGCUUCCUCCCCCAGAGGCCUGCCCCUCACCUGUGGCCCUGCCCCCCUCUGAAGACUGCUCCUUCCAGGACUCCUCGAGUGAAAACUCUUCCAUGUGCUUCAGUCUGAGUGAAUCACGUUCUGAAUCUUCUCCCCCACCUGUGCCCCUUGCCAAUGGGGAGACUGACGAAGAAGUGGUCUUGCGGCAAAAGAAAGGGCAGAAGAAGGCAGACAGGGUCCCCUCAAUCUACAAGCUCAAGCUAAGACCCAGGAUGAGACCUCGCACUGACAAUAGGCCAGAAAACAGCCCCUCACGCAUCCCCACCCCAGUCAGCUACAGGGAUCUGCAGGCACACAAAAACCUCUCCCCCCAUCAUACCCCACCACUAUCCCCCCAGAGCUCCCACUCUAAUGGUCACCCAGCCUCACACAAGGGCCUUCACCACGCCUUUGCAGAUCUGAUCCACUCCCAGCCACGCUCACCAGCUAUGGGCAACAAAAAAUGCUCCUACCCUGGACAAACAGAGAGCCUGGAAACUGAAGCCUGGAUGUAGCACAAAACUGAUUAGUAUGACACCAGAAGGAUCUGUUUGUCACAAGGACACCGACUACUGUGUAAAAAUAAGAUUGAGACCAGGCUAUCGACUGUUGUCUUUGCAUGUCACAUGUUCCUUUUCCUCCAUUUUUCCAUUUAGUUUGGCCCUCUAUAGCUGUAGGGCCUUCCAAUGUUUUUUGCACUCAAGCCAAACUAUUUAUUACCAAAGGAAUGAUCUGUAAUAUUAGUUUUACUUUUAUUUUAAUUAUUGCAUAGGGAUGAUUUUGCCAAUCAAAAGGUAUUAUAUUUAAGACAUUUGUGACAAGUUCAUGACUGCUGUAGCAGCAGAGAGAGAGCAAGAAGGCCAUCACACACUGCCAUCAGUUGAUGUGAGUAAAGAAGAAUGCUCCUACUCAUUUCAAUAUAAAACCUCCACACUGGCAGCGUCUAGCCUUGAGUCGAUGCACAUAUACUUGACGAGCUGUGACUCCCGAAGUCAGUGUUCAGUUCCCAGGUAUCGACGCUCCAACAAACUUGUGUUUUCCAAAUGAAAAUGUUUCUGCUGGUUUUGCAGAACAGUGCUAAAUCCAGCACCAAAUAGUGUGUGCUACAGUUAACGCAUGACUUGAGUCAUUUGACUUGCCACUCUGUUUCUGCAGUGCUGUGUGAUGGUAGAGAAAGACAGAGAAAGAAGGAAAGAAUGAUGGAUGGAGCAUACGUACAGCAAUGUGCUACUCAGAGGGGCAUCACAAUGUAACAGCAACAAGAGGAUAACCUUUUAGACAGUGAACACUAAAAAUACAUCAGAUAGAUUAGCUCCCUCUUCUGGUUAGCUACGCCACACACACUUGCCUUGGUAGUCAAAAUACAGGUUAGAUGGCUGUAAUAGCACUCAAUGUCAUUCAGAAGUGGUUGGUAGUUGAGUCUAUUUUUGGCACAAAUACUCAAUUCUACAGUAUAUGUACAACAGACUGGAGUAACUUCUCUCUUUCAGACUUUAUUCACACUUGCUAUUCCAUAUGUGCACACUACAAAUCUCCACCCAUAAUGUACUGUCUGCUGUCAUUAUAUAUGUUGUCACCUCUUCACAGCCAAUCGAUGUAGUCUAAAUAGAGGAUGUUUGUUAUUAAGUUUUUAGAGGAGUCCCAAGUUUUUAACAGUUUUUUUAACAAUUGUUUUGAAUGCAGUAAGAUAUCACUAUAGUUUUGUUUUCUACUGCAGUUUUGGUAGAAUUAUAUUGCUGUGUCAUUGUCACUGAAAGAGUAAUGUUGAAUCCGUUCUUCAACAAUACUCUACCCUGGAAUUGAGCACUAAAUAUAUAUGUGCAAAAGUCAAAUGUUUAAGAAAAUUAAUGUGUAAAUACGUGUAUAUGUGCAUAUGUAUAUGUAUACUCACAGAAAAAUAUGGGUAUUAUGUAUAUAACAGGUAUUGGAUAUAUAUUGUACAUAUUCACUGAAUCAACUUCUGUGCUGCCUUAGCUAUGCAAUACUGGUAUUGGAAUGCCUUGACAAUUCCCUUGGCCUUAAAAUGUGUUUGCAGGUUGGUUAUGAAAUGUUUUUCCCCCUGCGUCAGUGAGAUCUAAUCAGAAACAUUACAUUGCCAUCAUCUUCACUUUCUGUAAAAUACAACAUUGACAGUUUGUUUGAAUUAGAAUGUGAGGGAAAUGUGGAAAAUGUUAUCCAUAUGGAUAUAAACAAUACUUGAUAAACACGAACAUGAUAAAGAUACCGAUGAGUUAUGUCACUGAAUCCUAGCAUUGCAGUCUAAUCCUGAGCGUACCAACGACUAUUGAUGUAUUUUGAACUACAUAAAGCCAAAUAAUCCAGAGAAGGAGUGACAGAUUUACGUUGUUCAGUUUUAUGUGAGAAGUUAUGGGGACACCUAGUGGCCGAGGAAAAAGCAGGUCGACUUCAUAUAGCACAUUUAGCACGGGGACAUGAUAAUUAAUGUACAAUGUCCAAUUGUUGGACUGACGUCUUCCCAUGCUUGUUGAUUUGGAGCCAGUAGUAAUGGUAUUAUUAUAUUUAAUUGCGAAGGAGAAGAAAUUGUUUUGACUUGACUGUUUGGGGGAUAGAAUGUGAAUCAUAGAGAGUGUAAUGGAUGUUAAGGAUCCUUUGUUUAACUCUUACCCAGUUGUCAUCAAUAUAGGGAAAGAGUCUAACAGGGAUGGACUUUGUGAAGUGUUUUUGAAGGUGGGUAUGUGAGAACUAUAUUGUCAUUGACCUGCAACCCCCCCCC
Messenger RNA from Lampris incognitus (smalleye Pacific opah), 5916 nucleotides. It is a transcript of the gene gas2l1, whose product is annotated as growth arrest-specific 2 like 1. The record is from RefSeq and is a predicted model, not a curated record. Gene Ontology annotation, biological process: microtubule bundle formation; regulation of microtubule polymerization or depolymerization; actin crosslink formation. NCBI's taxonomy places the organism in Eukaryota, Metazoa, Chordata, Actinopteri, Lampriformes, Lampridae. Gene Ontology annotation, molecular function: microtubule binding; cytoskeletal adaptor activity; actin filament binding. Gene Ontology annotation, cellular component: cytoplasm; stress fiber; actin filament.